UUAAAGAAAUCUGGACUUAGGAACCUGUAAACUAGUGAAGUCUUAAGGUCCAUUUCUGUCUCUACCCCAUAUCUGCAAAGUGCUGUACCACGAUUUGAACACCUGGUAAUGCAUCUGUGCUGGGAUGGGGAGCAGGCCCCAAGGAGGAAGCAUGGCCACCAGGAGGGCCCGGGCCACCAGGAAGAGCCUGCUGCAUGUCCCCUAUGGAGACGGCGAAGGGGAGAAAGUGGACAUUUACUUCCCUGACGAGGCAGCUGAAGCUUUGCCUUUCUUCCUGUUCUUUCACGGAGGAUACUGGCAGAGUGGAAGUAAGGACGAGUCUGCCUUCAUGGUCGACCCGCUGACGGCACAGGGAGUGGCCGUGGUAAUAGUGGCUUAUGACAUCGCCCCCAAAGGCACCCUGGACCAGAUGGUAGACCAGGUGACCCGCAGCGUUGCGUUUGUCCAGACGCGGUAUCCAAGCAAUGGGGGAAUUUACCUAUGUGGACACUCAGCCGGGGCCCACCUGGCCGCCAUGAUGCUCCUUGCCAACUGGACCAAGCAUGGGGUCACGCCCAACCUCAAAGGCUUUUUCCUCGUGAGUGGGGUCUUUGACCUGGAGCCCAUCAUGUAUACUUCACAGAACAUUGCUCUGCAGCUGACCCUGGAGGACGCUCAGAGGAACAGCCCCCAGCUGAAGGUGGCCCAGGCGCAGCCGGUGGACCCCACCUGCCGUGUGCUGGUGGUCGUGGGCCAGUUCGACUCCCCCGAAUUUCACCGACAGUCCUGGGAGUUUUACCAGACCCUGUGUCAAGGAGAGUGGAAAGCCUCGUUCGAACAGCUCCACGGUGUGGACCACUUUGAAAUCGUUGAGAAUCUGACCCAGAAGGACAACGUGCUCACCCAGAUUAUCUUGAAAACGAUCUUCCAGUAGUUCUGACGACACCUGGAGCCUGGUCCAAGUGCACCCCACCUUGGGAAGCCUCUCCAAAGAGCUUUCAGAGCUGAAGCUGUCGGCUUCAAUUUUCCCCAGCACCCAGGAGAGCCUUGCUGUGUCUGCCUGCCCGGCAAGAGUCCAUUCUCACUGCUGGGAUACUCGUGAAAAUCUCCAGGUCCUCCCUCUUCCCAGCCCGGAUGGAGCUUCAGGGAGGCUCCAGGGAACGUCCACGAGUCAAUGCUCAGAGAUGCCGGGAGCCGCCUGUAAGCCUCAUCUGGCCCCUCUAUCUGCUGACAGAAUGUGACAAAGAUGAC
Messenger RNA from Mandrillus leucophaeus (drill), 1230 nucleotides. RefSeq names its product arylformamidase (gene AFMID). Gene Ontology annotation, molecular function: arylformamidase activity. The transcript has 10 exons. Bases 125 to 913 code for a protein of 262 amino acids. The record is from RefSeq and is a predicted model, not a curated record. Lineage: Eukaryota; Metazoa; Chordata; Mammalia; Primates; Cercopithecidae.